This is a messenger RNA of Grus americana (Whooping crane), 2444 nucleotides long. It is a transcript of the gene ST6GALNAC6, whose product is annotated as ST6 N-acetylgalactosaminide alpha-2,6-sialyltransferase 6. The record is from RefSeq and is a predicted model, not a curated record. Gene Ontology annotation, biological process: ganglioside biosynthetic process; oligosaccharide metabolic process. The transcript is spliced from 7 exons. The coding region runs from base 458 to 1348 and encodes 296 amino acids. Gene Ontology annotation, molecular function: alpha-N-acetylgalactosaminide alpha-2,6-sialyltransferase activity. Lineage: Eukaryota; Metazoa; Chordata; Aves; Gruiformes; Gruidae.
GCAGGGGCGGGGGCAGCCCCGGCACUCUCUGUCGUGGCCCAGCCCGGGCGGGCGGCGCUAGGACCCCCUCGGCACUCCCCGGUCCGGGCGGCGCUAGGACCCCUGCGGCGCUCCCCGACCCCGGGGCGGCGCGCGGCUCCCGGGGCUCCGUGCGCGCGGCGGCGGCGGUGGUCCCGGUCCGGGCGGCGGCAGCAGCGGCACCGGCAGCAGCAUCGCGGCGCACUGCGGAGCCGAGCGGUCGGUGGACCGGGCGCGUCCCCUCCGGGCCCGUUUAGCCGAGCCAUGGCCGUGCUCGCCGGAGGGCCCUGGCAGCCCCCCGCCGCCCGCGGGGCGCACCGGGCGGAGGAGGAGACGAUGGACCCCCCCGCGCCGCUCGCCGCCCGCUGCAGAUGAGAGCCCCCGCCCAGGUGCUCGCAGGACGCCGGCGAUCGCUGCACACUGAGGCCAGCGCAGAGACAUGAGUGGCAGCACGAGCCAGCGCGCCGCCGCCCUGGGGGUCCUCUUUGCCCUGAUCAUGUUGCUGAUCAUCUACAGCUCCGGCAGCGGGAGCGAGGUCUUCCCCUACAGCCGCCUGCGGGGCAGAGCCCGCCGGCCCCCCGACCUCAAGAAGUGGGGGGUGAAAAGCGGGUACCUGCCCGUCUGCGGGAACAAGACCCUGACUGCCCGCUGCCACCAGUGCGUUGUCGUCACGAGCUCCAGCCACCUCCUGGGCACCCGCCUGGGCACGGCCAUCGACAGGGCCGAGUGCACCAUCCGCAUGAACGAUGCUCCCACCACUGGCUAUGAGGUUGACGUGGGCAACAAAACCAGCUUCCGUGUGGUGGCCCACUCCAGCCUCUACCGCGUCCUCAAGCGGCCCCAGGAGUUUGUCAACAAGACCCCAGAGACCAUCUUCAUCUUCUGGGGGCCGCCUGCCAAGAUGCAGAAGAGCCUCCUGAAAAUCAUCCAACGCGUCAGUGCCUCCUUCCCCAACAUGACAGCCUAUGUCGUCUCCCCCGGACGCAUGAAGCAGUUUGAUGACCUGUUUCGGGGGGAGACAGGGAAGGACAGGGAGAAGUCACGCUCAUGGCUCAGCACCGGCUGGUUCACCAUGGUGAUCGCAGUGGAGCUGUGCGAUGCCGUCCACGUCUAUGGCAUGGUGCCACCCAACUACUGCGGCCGCCGGCCCCCGCCCCGCCGCCUGCCCUACCACUACUACGAGCCAAAGGGCCCUGACGAGUGCACAACCUACAUCCACAACGAGCGGAGCCGCAAGGGCAACCACCACCGCUUCAUCACCGAGAAGCGGGUCUUCGCCAGCUGGGCCGGUCUCUACAACAUCACCUUCUCCCACCCUGCCUGGCCCUAGGGGCUGCCCUCACCCCCAGCUGGGCAGACCCCUGGAGCUGGGAUGGAUGGGGGUUCCCCUGCAUCCCCCGGGAGCAGGGAGCGGCAGGAGGCAGGCAUGGGAGUGCCACCAGGUACCUCCCACAGGACCACCGCCAUUGUGCAUGGUGGCUCCUCGCACCUGGGAUGCGUUGGGGUUUGAGCUGUUUUUCUGGGGGGGGCCAGGUGGUGAGUGCAGGGUUUGAGGUCCCCCUGUUCCACGGGCAGGAGGUGUGGGGGUGAGAUCCUGCCCAGUCCUGGUCCAGGAGAGUGUUGCUGCCCCUGCAAGCACACAAGGGGGUGCCAGGUCCCCUCAACUCAGUUUGGGGUUGCGUCACUUUUGGGGCCACCAUGGAGACUGUUUCUCCCCACUCUCCGGGUGAGUGGACCUCCUCUUGGGGCUCAGCCACCCCCAGCACCCCGAUCCCGGUCCACGGGCAUCCUUCCCUCAGCAGAACCCCGUAGUUUUCACCCCAUGGGGGUGACACUGCCACCCGCGGUGCCCCAGCACCCCAAAAACACCCAUCUCCUUCUGACACCACUGCGCCCCAUGCCCACACUGCCAAAACCUUUUCUAACCGAGCGAUGGGAUUUUGGGGCCUUUUGCUUUUUUUUCUCUCCCUGCUUCUGGUCCCAGGGUUUGUAUUUGACUUUCUCUCCAAGCACAACCGGCCGAAGGAGCGAGCAGGGGCUGCCAGAUGCUCAUCAGCGGUAACGAAGGGGACAGCAGCAGUCUGCGGCUCGGUCCUCAUAAUUUAUUAACCGCUAAUGAACUAUUUAGAAGUGGGCACAUAGCGGCGGAGGGGGGGCAGCAGUGCCCCUUGGUACCCUGUGGCUGAGGGAGGAUUUUGUUAUUAGUUUCUCAGAAGCGGAGAGGUGGGUUUGGGGGAAAUAGGUAAAUACGGUGUGUUUGGGUGCUGAGCCCUGGUAAGGCUCCGUGCCUCAGUUUCCCUCUGGCUGUGGGCUGUCCCCAUUGUGGCUGGGGCAGUGGGGAGCUCAGUGCAGGGGGAAGCCACAGGACAUCCGCAUUUUGUAAUGGUUUGUACAGGAAUAAAUAUUGCUGAAGUCUGUCGCCUUGG